GCGAUUAACGGAAGCCCGCGUGCUCUAGCGUCGCACACAACUACGCUACAACUACUAUACACUCUGCGCGGAUAUCCUGACCACCACCACGUGUCGAGUCCUAAAUAGGAUUCAAAGAUUUGGAAAAAGAUCGCGCCAUGGCCAAGAAGGACAAGACCGCAGCGCCAGCGCCAACAGCGAGCGCGACCAGCGUGGUUAGCAACCCAGAGGAAGUCGCCGAGAAGGACCUUAUCGAGGAGUACCUCGCGCAGCAUGGACUCGAGAGCUCCUUGAACGUCUUCCUCAACCAAGUCGUCCGCGACCGGCCCUCGGACCCGUACCUUGUGCUCGGGAAGCUGCUCCAGAACCGCGCCAUGUCCAACAAAGGCAUCUUUGCCGUCUCGGCCAAGGAGGUAGUCGACACGUCCGGGUAUCCGACGCUUCUUGCGAGUGUGCAUACCGGGCGAGGCCGCUUUGACGCCUCAACCGGCAGUGCGACCGCCGGGCUCUUCGACUCGGACGACGCCUCGCGGUACCGCGGGCAUGGGCUGCGUGCGCGUGACGUCUCGUUGUACAUGCAGCAUCUCCUCGAGGGCAUGGAUCCCUGCGAUCAAGCCGACUGCGACGAAAAAAUCGCGUCCAUGGCCGACAAGGUGGGCCGCCAAGCGUGCAUUGCACUUUCAAUGGCAAUCUGCAAGGCCGGCGCGGCCCAGAAGGACCAGCCUCUGUACGAGUACAUUGCGUCCCUUGCGGAUGUGCCCAUUGAAAGUGCGUGCUUGCCUGUCCCGAUCUUUAGCCUUCUCAACGGCGGCAACAUGGCAUCCAAUAAGCUCUGUGUGUCGGAGAUCACUGUCAUGCCGAUGGGCUGCGCGUCGUUCCAAGAUGCACUGCGCUAUGCGGGCGAAGUUCUCUUGACGCUCAAGGAGCUUCUCGACGCCAAAGGCAACGGCCACUCGAACCGGGGGGCCUCGGGGGGGCUCACCCCCCAGCUCAUGUCGGUCGAAGAAUGCCUCACGAUCUCGACCGAAGCGCUUCAUAAAGUCAAGGAUCAGUUCAAACUCCCCACCCAACAGAUUGAGCUUGGCCUCGGGAUCGACAUUGCUGCCCACGCGUUCGCGUCGCCCGAUAACGACAGCUGCACGUACAACAUUGACAAAUGGAUGCCCAUGCCCAAGAGCGUGCCCAAGACAAGCGAUGAAUUUUCCGAGCUCAUUCGCGAGUGGGUCAAGACGUACGCCAUCACGACGAUCGUCGACCCGUUUGAAAGUCGGGACAUCAAAGUGUGCAGCACGCUCAACCGUACGAUCAACACGAUCGCGGAAGGCGAAGCGACCGACACGACCGCCAUCGGCGGCGACGGACAGUGCAAACUCCAAGUCGUUGGUCACAAACUCCUGCAGCGCGGUGUCGAGACCAUUCACGAAGAGCGCGCUUGCAACACGAUCUUGCUCAACCUCGGCGAGUUUCUAACUGUCACCCAAGUGCUCCACGUCGUUGCCCAAGCGCGCGUGCUCGGCAUCGCCCUCAUGGUCGGCUGCGAUGCAAGUGCGUCGGACGAUCCAUUUCCGAUGGACCUGGCCAUCGGCAUUGGAUGCGGCCAGAUCAAAAUGGGUGGUCUCUUUUCAGCCGAGGCCGUAAGCCGCUAUAACCGCCUCGCUGCAUUUCUCGAAGAUGCGAAAGCGCCUCCAUAUGUAGGAAGCACGUUCCGCCGCUAAGAUGAUGCUCUAUAUAUAUGUGUUGUUCGAUA
Molecule: messenger RNA, 1726 nt
Organism: Saprolegnia diclina VS20
Lineage: Eukaryota; Oomycota; Saprolegniomycetes; Saprolegniales; Saprolegniaceae
Exons: 5
Coding region: 138-1694 (518 amino acids)
Biological process (GO): glycolytic process
Cellular component (GO): phosphopyruvate hydratase complex
Molecular function (GO): magnesium ion binding; phosphopyruvate hydratase activity
Source: RefSeq, a predicted model, not a curated record